AUGCAAAACAAUGAUAGGUUAGGAAUGCCAACUGGGGGAGAGCAACAAGUCCCUCAGUUCAAGCAACAGGCACUCAAUCAACAACAACAGCAACAACUACAACAUCCACUCAAUCAACAACAACAAACUGAUCAACAUCAACCCCAUCCACAACAACCACAAGAACAACUUCCAAUGUAUGAAGAUCAUCAACAGCAAGGUCAAAGGCUGAUGCCAAAACAACAACAGUUCCAGGUUGGAGCUCAUGAGUUUGGACUCCUACCAGUUGCCCAACAACUACAACAGCUAGGUCAUGUGCCACAUCCACAGCAGCAGCAACAACACCAAACCUUCAUUCAUCAACAACUUGAGAUUGGAGCAUUCGGCCAGCAACUUCAAUCCAAUCCAAUUCAAGUUGAUCAAUAUGGCUUGCCAAUGCAGGAACAGCAUCAACAACAAAUCCCUUACUAUCAACAACAGAUGGCUCGUUCAAUGCAGCCACAACAGCACAACCAAUACAUGGGACAACAACAACUUCAACAACAACAACACCAUGUACCAGUGGUCCAGAUGAUUGAGCCAACAACUAGAUAUGAGUUCAGGCUUAAUGCCUCAGUGACCAUUGGAAUCAAUCCAAUCACAGAUGUCGCAAUGGUCAUCAACUUCUUGACAAAGACAUUCACCAUUGUCGUCGACAGAAAUGUACAAUACUACUCCGCAACCAUCAACUUUAGCGACAUUGAUCGUAUCUCGUUCAAAGGACAGAUGAUAAAUAUGAUCCAGAAAGAGAAGCCAGUUGUUAGUGAUGAGACUAGCUUUGUCCGUCGCAAGGUGACGACGAUACCACUGAGGGACUCGAUCAGGAAGUAUGCCAGAUUGACAAUUGGCAUCUCUUGUGAUGCCACGACACUAGAGGAGUUCAGGGUAGCAAUGUACUCGGAUCCACAACUUAGCAAGGUGUUUAGGAAUGAGUCCGAGAUCCUCCUAAUGAGUGCCACUGUGGAGAUUGGCCAGCUGUCAAUAUACGUGUUUGACGAGACCCUAAAGUUGACCAACGAGGUGUUCAGUAAGCAGCCAUUCUACAAGCUAGUGCAUGAGUUUGUCUUUUAUAACAAGUACAACUAUGGCGAGACGAUGUCCAAGGAUUCCAUGAAGUCCUGGACCAACAAGCUUGUGGCGGCUCUCGCUACACCUGAGCUCUUCGCGCCUGCCCUCCUGUCCGAACGCUAUCUCGAGCUUCUCUCCAACAACACACUCUAUCCAUCAUUCGCAAUCAAUCUAUUGAUGCACAUUGAUAACUCACUUGGACGAGACUCACAUAUACCGAACUUUGAGCGACACUUUACCACCCCUCAGGUCACUUGGACAUUGAAUGAGGCCAGUCUACGCCUGCGUCAAGACACUGAUAGCAUAUUGACAAAGUUCAUUGAUAGACUGUUGGUGUUCAAGACGGAGGACAAGUCGAUGCUCAAUAUCAUGGCCAUCAUGGGUCUCUCAAUCAUUGACAUUGGUGUCGACGAGAAGUUCUUUGAGAUCUUCAGGAGGACGCUCCUAUUUGUCAAAGAGAAUGGCAAUAUCCACUCAGCAAGCUUCAUCACACGAUUCCAAAACACAGCCAAUCAGAAGGAUUUCAUUGCACAGUUUGUCAAGACCUUUAAGCUGCUUGAGAAGACCAUUGACGACCCUGAGUCGUACCCAGCUAUGUUUAACCUGCUCGAGGAGUUGAUCCGGCAAACAAAGGGCGUGCCAGGAUAUGACUUGCUUAAUGGACUGUACAGUGAUUGUGAACUUCUCGAUCUUGAUGUCGUCAAGUAUCGAUUCCAUUUACUCGUUUGCCUGAUGGAGAAGUCUUAUAAUACAUUCCCACAGAAUCAGAGUGGACGAUUGUUCUGUCACCUUAUGAGCUGCGAUGCCACCUACUUCUUGGAUCAAUACAACAACAAUAUGACGAAUAGAACUCGCGAUGCACUUAGAACAUGUUUGGACAACCACUUAUCAGCGCAGCAGGAUAUCAAACAGGUCCUAAUACUGUGCAAGCACAACGAGCUGCACUUCUUGAUCAAGAAACACCUCAAAGUGGAGUCGAUCUUCAAGUUCAAAGAGUACGCGUCAGUGUUCAAUUCUACAAUCCUACCCUUACUCAAUGUGAUAUACAAUGGCGAGCCACUCAAUGACAACUUCCACACACUCCAACGUCUUUGUACCGACCAGCUCAACACCUUCCAGCGCUUCACCGUCUCUCUGAGCUGUCCCAAAGCCGUCUUCCCCAAUAUCACUGCCGACAAACUCGAGGCCAAACUAACAAACAUUCAACUAGUGUCAAAGGAGGAGCAGUUGUAUCGGUCAAAGAGCUCGCAAGCAUACACAGCAUACACCAACCCUAGCUAUCACUUGUUGUGUGAGCUCAUUGUGGACAAGUACCUGCACAACAAUGACAAGCCAGAACAUACAUCCAUUGCAUCUAUACCCAUGGAGCUCAACUCACUACCACUGUUACUGCUGUUCACGAGAUACUUAACAUACAUUGUCAACAACAUGGAUGGAAGGAAUGAGCUCAAGAUACACAAGAGCUACGGACGUCUAGCUCAGCUUCAAUUCCAAGACAACUCUUGGGCUGACGAGUACUCAAAGUACCAAAAGGCACUCUCAGGUAGGAAGUGUGGAGAGAUACAGGAGAGAAUGUUUAAGAUGGGAUCGGAUCAGAUGAAUGAGAAGUUGUUCAAGUCGACUCAAGUGGAUUAUGAGACUUACGCCGAGAUAUUGCUCACUCACUUUGAUAACAAGGUGGCGUCAUACAUUGAGCUCAGCAAGCAGUCAGAGAAGGAAGCUCGCGAGCUCGAGAGAUUGAAGCGCCUGGUGGACUUCCUCAACAAGGAGUUCUCCUUCCAACAGCUUAUGAGUGGCACCAGCGCCAAUGACACCUCCCUCAAGCAGAUCCAAUCGAUCACACACAAGAUAUUGACGGGCAUGGGCUCAAGCGAUCACACGCUCAGGACAGAGGAGGCGCUCAAGUUCCUCGUGCACUUCCUGGACGUCGACCACAACUGUCUGUUCAACAUCAUCUUCCGAUUCUACAAGAACAACAAGUCGAUUGACAAGAUCGUGCAGCAGACCAAUCGAUUCAUGCAGAACCUGAUCAAAGAGGACACGUCCAUCCCGCUCAACGACAUCUUCAAGGAGAUCAUCGACGCCAAGCACAUUAACUUCAAGAAGGAGCUGCAGGCCAUCUUCAGCUACUUCCACCCCAAAGAAGUCUACGUCGACAAGCAAUCACUCAACGAUUAUAUCGCGCAGGCUACAGCACUGUUUGGUAUUCAAUCAAACAUCAGCUGUCUGUACACGGCGUUGAACAAGACCAAGGACUACGUAAAGGUGACCAACUACGAUCAGGACAGGUUUGAGAUCCAAAAGCUGCUCAACGAGCUGAACAACACAGACAUGACGAUCGAGGCCUCCAAAGAGACCUGUAACAAGAUCACCAAUCUGAUUGGUGGUCUCACUCACAAGCAGCUACAAUACUUCAUCGUGGUCAAUCCAGAGAUGAUUGAGUUCUUGGCCAACAUACAGGGCUUCUCCAAGACCACCGAGGUCAUUACCGCCAACCUCAUCUCGGACGAGUUCAACUCGGACCUGAUCAACAACACCAUUCAUUCAUACAAUGUCUUGCAGCCAUUCAUCCUGCGCUUCCAAUCACUCAACGCCCCACCUGAAGUCCAGAUCGCGCCAUACGAGAGCAUUGCAGAGCUGUGCAAAGAGAUCAUGGGACUGAUCCCCGUGGAUGAGGUCCAGCUCGACUUCUCCCUGAAUCGUGUGUCGUUCACCAACAACAAUAUAUCACACGUGAAGGGCAUCUACCUCUCGGCGGGAGGCACGUACAACUCCGAGUCGAUCCUGCCCACCGUGGCGCAGAUCCUCAAGGGCUCAGAGUUCAUCUCCAAGAGCUCCAAGUGCGAUGAUGGCUCUGUGGGUUGGGUGAUCAAGUCCAACCUGGAGUUCUCCCAGGAGAGGAUUGAGGACUUUAUCCAGGGCCUCAAGAUCAGCGCCAACACACAGAUCAACGACGCAAAGAAGGAACAGGACAGACGGGCACUGAUCGAUUGCUUUGGCACUGUCGUCACUCUACUGCGUGAGAUUCACUUCUUCCACUGCGAGCUGGAUCGCGUCUAUCAUCCCGAGUACCACACUGGCAUCCUAAAGACCACGUUCGCGCAGACCAACAUCGAGUCACUCGAGAUACUCAGUGCUCGUCUAUCCACCCAUCUCAAUGAAUGGAAUGGCCUGAUCAACAGCCUGCCGCCACGUCUCUGGUUGCUACGCGCACACGGCCUAUCAUCGUUCAUCCAAGCCAUCACAUCACUGCUUCAGGCCAGUCGCGACAACAACCAGCCCAUCAAUCAGCAACAGCUCACCGAUGUCCUUUUGCCAUUCAUCAAGUAUUGUUAUCCGAGAUCGGAGAUGUCGCCGGUGGACAUUGAUCGCGUGCUCACUGCCAACGCCAAUCUCCUCGACAUCAAGGACAUCUGGCAAUUCCUCAGGGAUCUGAUCGAGGUGAUCGAUCAAGAUGUCGACGAGGACACACAUCACGACUAUGGCGCCAAACUGGUGCACCUCCAGUCCAAGCACAACCUUUUCAACGUGAUGAUGCAGCUCAACAAUGACACGCUGCCUCACCCCUCACAGAUCUUCUACUCGCACGCGUUCAACAAGGAUGUUGAGUACUUUAUCAACAUCAUGGAGAGUAUGCAAGGCCACACAUUCUUCCUCGUAGGCAUACCCAAGGACCACCUCAAUCAAUGGCUGUCCAAGCAUUACAUCAACCAGGAGAAGAAGUUGGCGCGUGUCUAUAUCAUCGCCACCGACUCCUCGAUGAGCACUGAUCUCUUCAACUUCCUGCCUACCCACAACGAGACCUUCUCGACGGACUGGAAGAACUUCAAGGACCAAUGGGUGGCCGGCCUCAAGAAGUGCAGCGACAUCGACUCGCUCAACCUGGUUGGCGGCCCAAGCGGCACGGGCAAGACCUACUUCAUUCGCUCGCAAUACUCGCCACAGAACAAUCCAAUCAAAGUGUACAUCAGGCCCAACUUUGACUCGGGCUCUCUCAUUGAGCAUCUGCGCAAGCACAAUGUUCGUGCGGCUCAGAAGAAGCGCAUCCUGGUGCACUUCUCCAUCUCCCCAUACUGCGACUUUGACAGCUUCAAUCAGUUCAUCUACCCAAUCAUCAAGGGAGGCUUUGUGUGUGGACAGCGCGUCGGCGAGUUUGUCAACAUCUCAGACAACAUCAUGCUGCAGAUCUACAUCGAGAUUGGUCAGCCCAUCAAUGAGAAGCAGUCAUGCGACGACUACAUCAGCGAGACCAUCCCAUUGAUUGCCAAGCUUGCACAGCGCAGCGAAUAUGCCAACACUGCUUGGGAGCUCACAGACACUGAGCGCAAGUGUAUCUCAUACAUGAAUUACUUGCGCGACGAUGGCAAGCUGCCCGUGUACAAGGACGGCGACACCAUAGACAUGUUCCUCGCGCACCUCAGAGCCAAGUACGAGGACAACAACAACAACGCACCGGCCAAGUACUUCCCCUCGUACCUCUUCAACCCCAGCUUCCUGCUUCAGAAGCACAUCUUCUUCAAGCUGCUGGAGGAGCGUUUGCACUUCCUGGACGACUACAUCAAUCAGUACUUCCUGUUCAAGAAGCAUCAUCUGCCGCUACCCGACGUUACCCCACUCGACCUGCUGACGCAUCUCACGCUCGAGUCUCUCAAACUGUCAGACCCCGACCUAGCGUCUGUUGUCGAGCUCUGGGCCAACCCGCCAAUGAUCACCUCUCGUAUGGUAGACCUGAUCCCCGAUGAGGAGAACCCAGAGAAGAAGAGAAAGAUUGUAGAGAUUGAGUACAUAGACUUCUCGCCCAACCCAGUGCUGAGUGGACGUGCACUCAAGACCCUAAGGUCGGCCAAGCAGCAGCCUGGUGAGUUCCGCGCUACCAUCGCACACUCAUUCGGCAUUGCCUUCCGCACAUGGAUCGUCAACGACUUGUGCCAUCAGUUCAAGUACGUGUUGACGCCCGAGUUCGCAAUCAGAUUGAUGACGCUGCAUAACAAAGUCAAGAAUCAGCGAUCAUUGGUGCUCACAGGAGACACAGGCGUCGGCAAGACCUUCAUCCUACUCUUCUACUCACUGAUGAUCAACGCCAAGAAUGACAAGAUGCCAGACAUCCUCUACGACCUCAAGGAGCGAAUCAACAACAUUAUCGCCAAGAACAGUGUCAAUGGCUUUGAGCUCAAGGGCGUGAACAAUGUCAAUCGCGAGGAGCUCAGCCGUCUGCCAGGUGAUGCAUCGCCUCACCAGAUCAUCACAGCCAUCAAACACUUGUGUGACUUUGAGCCCAAGUUGCCAGUGCCCCCAGCUCCCGCCGCUGCGACUAGCCCAAAGGCCGACGACCCACUCGCUCCCAAGACCAACAAGCUAGUACAGGAGAUGUUGUUCGGCGAGUUUGAACAAUUGAUCAACUAUCAACUCACAAAGUUCAAGUUGAUUGAUGUGUCCAGCCCACUUCUCCAAGGCAUCAAGGACAAGAAGCAAGCAAUGAUCACAAGCAAGGCGACCUUGGUCGAGGCAAUUGAACAGAUCUGCUCGGUGAAGUUCAAGAACCUGUUCCAUCGCAUCAUCAUGCAUGAGAAGUUCACAAGCAAAGAGUUCAAGAUCGCUGUCACAGAGUUCAUCGCACAGUCCAACCAGCUGCGCGAGAUUGACCCGAACCUCAAGAUGGUGGUGUUCAUCGACGAGUUCAACACGAGUCCCAACGAGACUCUGUCGCUCAUCAAUGAGAUCUUUAUCGAUGGCACGCUGGAUGGCGAGAGUAUCAUCCCACACAACAUCUUCUGGGUGGGCGCGAUGAACCCCAUCAAGGAGGCCAAGAACUCAAUCGACUUCUCUGGCGCCCAGCUGACCACGUCUAGCAACUUGGCAUUCAUCGUCAAGCCUCCACCACCAUCAAUGAAGCAGCUGUUCCUCAACUAUGGCACAUUCGAAGCGAUGCACGAAGCACCCUUCCUCGACUCGCUCUUUGCCCUACGCCACGACAUCUGCCCAGACUACUCCACUCGCGACCUCAGGGAUUUCAUCCUUGCUGGCCAGGAAGCACUGCGCAAGAUCAAUCAGGCCAAGACACAUGUCUCCAUUCGUGACAUUAUGCGAGCGAUCGACUUGUAUGAGUUCUUCUACAAGAAUGAGGUUGGUCGCAAGAUCCUCGAGUGCUCUUUUGGUGACCUCUCCGAGAACAAGCAGAUCCUUCAUUGUCUUGCCAUCAUCACAUCGAUGGGCCUCACAUACUACAUUCGUGCAGCACCUGGCAAGCCCCGUAACGAGAUUCACAGUGCGUUCAACAAGUUGUACGACACACAGUUCACUCCACAGGCUGUCCGCGGCCAGUUCAGGAACUACUGCGACAUCUUUGAUUACAUUGUCAACAGCUUCUGCCGAGAUGGAAUGAUUGCCAUCCCCACUGGAAUCGCCUCCACCGAGGCUCUCAAGCUCAACAUCUUCUGCAUUGCUGUGGCGAUCAACUGCAAGAUCCCCCUAUGCAUUGUUGGCCCACCCGGCUGCUCGAAGACGCUGUCCUUUGGCAUUGUCAUCAACAAUAUGAACGCCAACAAGCAGGCGACCAAGGACAAGUCGACCACGCCCUGGCAGACGAUGCCCAAUGCUGAUCCAUUCCGAUACCAGAGCACACCUCACACCACUGACACAGAGAUCAAGUCGGUGUUUGAGCGCGCACUCAAUCGUCAAGAGACAUACGACAAGUCCAACGGCAAGAACCAUUGUGUUGCGGCUAUUGAUGAAGCAGGUCUCGUGGACGAUCUCAUGUCGCCAAUGAAGGUGAUGCACGACUACCUCGACAAGGUAUCACACAAGAUGGACAAGAGCGCGGUGGACAUUGCUGUUGUCAUCCUCUCAAACAAGGUACUUGACGCCGCCAAGACCAAUCGUAUGAUGAUGCUUGUGCAUCCAGCCACGAUCACGCCCGAAGACGAGAAGGCCUUGGUCAUUGGCUGUCUGUUUGGCAAUCACAGGCUCACAGUUGUUGAAGAUCAGAUCUGCAUGGCUCUCUGCAAGUCAUAUCGCGAGGUCAACAAGCACAGCCAAGACACAAAGGAGAACAUGUUCCACCAGCGUGACUUUGUCUUCUUCCUUCGCCAUCUGGAGCGCGAGAUCAAGCUCAACAAGGGAGUCUUCUCGCCCAAGGUCUUGCUCAACUCACUCGAACGCAACUUUGGCGGCAUCCCUCCUCAGCAGUUCAAGGCGCUCGCCUCUGAGUUCUUCAAGGACCUCAGCAAGGUCGCGGGCUUUGACAAGAAGUGUUUCGAGCUGUUGGAGCGCGACAACACAAUCCUGCGCAUUAAGGAGUCGCUCCAGGAGGUUCUCAACUCCAAGGCGGAUCCCAACAUCGCACCAUUCCGUUACAUCAUGUUGGUUGAUCCCACCGAAAAUGAGUCAUCUCUGAUGGCUCUCAAGGAGUUAGGCAUCGAGCACAAGGUGAUCAGAGUGGGCUCGUUCGAGAAGGACACCACUACGGAAGCCCUUGUCAACGUCGUGUCACAGGUCAAGACCAUGAUGGCCAAGGGUGGCACGGUUGUGCUUGUCAACACCCAGCUGAUCGAGGCUUGUUUCUACGACGUGUUCAAUCGCUACUUCUCGCUGCUGCCCUCAGCGUCGGACGGCACGAUGAACUUCAUCGCCAACGUCUCGUUUGGCACACACUCUAUCUUCUGCCCUGUGCACCCCGACUUCAAGAUCAUCGUCCAUCUUCCUCUUUCCAGGAUGGCCCAGACACAGCUGCCCUGGCUCAACCGUUUCGAGAAGUACUACCUCUCAAUCGACAACCUGAUCAACUACUUCAUCGAGGUCAACGAGCCACUUCAGUACCAUCGCGAGUUCCUCGAGAAGCUGAAGCGCUCUUCACAACACUUUGUCGACAGCUUCCACACGGGUGUCAGCAAUCAAUCAUUGUUGGCUGGUUUCUCACCAAAGGAGACUAUCUCCUCGCUCGUGUUCUCGACCGCCAAGGACAUACUCAAGAAUGGAAAGCCCACUAUCACGCCACAGCGUAUCUCCAACGAUCGUUUGGAUGAGAAUGCAGUGACGUCAGAGUACCGCCUGCUCAACUGGAAGCUGCUGCAGAUAGCUCGUCCUGAGAGUAUGUUCAAAUGCACCAGUCUGCCGCAAUCAUACAUGGAGGAGUACCUCCUGCGCCAGGAACACUUCAACCUUCUACGCUUCUUCAAGACGCUGUUCCACCAGAAGUACGCGCUGGAUGAUCAGACUCGCUCAAACAAGUGGGUCAUGUACACCAGGACGUCUCUCACCCUCCACCGACUCAAGGACCACAUGGACAAGUUCGUCAAGUACCUUCUAGAGAACAUCUUUGACCAGGGCCAGGCACAUGUGGGCGAAGGCAUCAUCAGCAUCAUACAGCUGGGUUCAUUCAAGACCAGCUUCGACUGCCAGAACGAGAUCGAGCGGUUCAAGGAGUCAAUGCAGGCCAAGAUCUGCCUUGUGAUCGCAGACAUGUCCACGGUCAACCAGCACCAGACCAACUACAUCAUCGACCAGUUCAGCGAGCUGGAUCCAUCAAAGAUGUUCAUCAUCAUCUGCCACUACCCGCCAGAGUUUUCGCUAUACAAUCAAACAAAGCUCAACUCGCUCUUCCUCAAUGGCAUGGAGUUCAUGUACGUCGAUUCACUCGGCCUGCAGAUGGACGUCAACGCCCCAGAGUCCUCGACACUCGAUGUGGACAUUCGAACUUGGAUUGCCAAGGCAUAUGGCGUGCCGACACGAAUCGACCCCGUCUCGAUCGAGGAGUCGUUCAAGGACAUGUUCAUGAAGCAGCUUGACGACGUCACCGCCACGAUGCUCAAUCUGUCUGGCGUGCCAUUCAACGCUGAGAGUCUGCGCAAGAUGUUCAACGCGCAUCCAAUCUGGUACAAACAGACACUCAACAAGGUCACGCGCAAGUGGACCCAAAAGAAGCUGUUCCACCGCAUCCUCACAAACAUCUCCAACCUCAUUCUCUCGGGCAAGCUCGUCCACUCCUUCCUGGACUCGAUCAAGAACUCAAUGACGUCCUACGUCUACCCAGUCGUGGCCAAGAUCGUCGAGAUGCUCACCAACUAUGGCGCAUUCCGCCAGGUGUCUCGUCUGCCUUCAUCGCCAGCUGAGGGCCCUGAGGACCUGCACGAGAUGCUGGUGUUCAACUUUAUCAAGGGUGUCAAGGUGCCAAUGAUCUCUGAGAAGAUUGAAACCAGGUUCGAACCCAUCAAACUCUCUCGCUCGCCCUUCCUCUACUCGUCCAAGCUCCCACUCUAUGAUUCAAUCGCAGCGGCCAUCAAGACAAUCUUUGAUCAGACGCUCAACACCCAUCCCAACAGAGGUGUGGACUUCAUCAAUCAACAGUUCGUUGAAAGAGUCGAGCGCCACCCGAUCGCCUCGCUCGUCCGACACAUCAACACCAAUGGACAACUGUUGUGCGAGUACCAGGAGGAUUAUAUCAUGCGCACGAUGAAGUUCAACGACAGCACCUGGAUAUCAGUUGUGCGCAUGGCCAUGCAGAAGCUGCGCCCAGUUCAAAUCGACAACAUACUGAUGUUGACCGUGUGCAACCACUUCCACAUCAACGAAAUCUUCUUCCUCAAGAACAUGGUGUCGCCUCUGUUGAAGUUGCAGACUGGCGACGACAUCAUGCAGCAACUAGAGAAUGGUAUCAAAGUUGUGGCGCCCCAGCAGACCAAGUUGAUGAUCGCCACGCUGGCCAUCGGCAUCCUGAGCAAGCACAUCCAUGCCACGAGCCGCGGCAUCCAAGGAAUGAUGGACACGAUCAAGGAGACCACGACCAAUUGGUGCAGCGUGAUCCGCGAGAUGCUCAACCGUGUAUCGGUCGAGGACAUCAUCUUGAAGCAGCAGCCAGCCGACGUCACCAAGUUCUUCCAUGUCUUCUCCACAUACAACAUAUGUGUGAGCAUUGCCAUGUCCUGUCCCCAGGAGCACAUCCAAGCGUCGUUGCUCAAGACCUACAAAGAGAUUGGCACGCAGCGAUAUGAGUCGUGUGAUAUCCUCGACACGUUCGCCGCACUCUUCCACCAGCUCAACGAAUCACUGGUCCGCGAUUGCCUGCCCCGCAUCGGUACACCCUGCUUCCUGGACAUUGUCGAGCCAUUCGUGCACUCAUCACCCCACAACCUUGGCAACAUGCUGAAGCUGUGCAAUCAUGACCCGGCCAAGUUUGGCUAUGGCUUCGUCAAGGAGAUACCCAUUGGAUGGUUCGCCACCCUGUUCAAAAGAAACAUGCAGAACAAGAUCAAGCAGUUUGCCAAUCAGUACUUCAAGGAGCUGGCCAUCACAACCGUCCACAACCCAUCCAUUACUUCGAUGUUGGAUGCGGCCAAUCCAUUGUCCCCAUCAAUGCUUCAGUUGCUUGGACAACAGCAAGGUCAGAACGCGUUGAACAUCGCUCGCAAUGGCAACCUGGUCAACGUGUUCUACUUUGUCUAUUUGGACCAAUUCAGGGAGACGAACAGCCCACUGAUCAAUGAUAUGCUCAAUGAUUGGGUCAAGUUGGACAAGGAGACAGACACAUUGUCCAAGAUCAAGCGGGCGGCCCUCAGCUCAUACCUCAUCGAGAGAUUGGCCACAAUGUUGAACGUCAACAAUAGUUUGCAGGACUUCAAGAUGUUCUUGGACAACAACAAACCAUUCGCGACACACUUUGCUCAACGCCUGUUCCACAUCGAUGCAGCCAAACCCGUCGAGGAGCAGAACAACGCACGAUGGAACCAUGUCUACUUCCUGAUCAAGGUCAACUCGUCCAGCACACUGACUGAGCUGCUCAAGGCCAAUGAUGUGCUGGCAUUGCUCGGACUCACACAUCUUCACAUCUCGCUCAACAUCUCAUUGAAAGAGUCCACCUUAUUCUCAUUCAUGGUGGACGAGGCUUCGGAUGAUGGCAAGAUAUUCAAGCAGCUAAAGGACGCAAUUGCAAGGUGCGCGACCAAUGAGGUCAUCGCAAUGGUGAACUCAUCGGUGGGCCAGCCCAGGAAGUGCGGCUUCCUCCGCAUGGCGCUGUUCCUGAUCACCUAUCAGCGCUACCACGAGUCCCAGCCACUCAACACAAUCUCAUCGCUGCUCAGCGACUCCAGCGUGGUCAAGCCACUCGGCCUAGAGCCCUACAAGCGAUACUAUAUGAAGAUCAUACAGAACACAUUCGAAGGCACAACGCUCGACGACAUACUCAUCAACAAGCCCAACAAGUCCAAGGGCGAGAUCGUCAACGCACAGCUAUUGGUCAACUUUGUGGCAGCAUCCAUUGGUUCGUCCAACAAGACAUAUUUGUACCACCUCACCAACAACUAUCCCACGGUGGUAGCCCAGUUGUUCCCAGCGAACGAGUAUCGCAAGUUUAUUGAUUGUGGAAUGGUAUAUCGAACAGAUGACAAGGCGGCCGAGGGCAACGAUGCCGAUGCCAACAAGACCAAAGCAAUGAAGGGCAGGAUCAUCGACAAGAACAUCAUCGCCGCCUCGAUCUGGGGCACAAUGGCUUGGACAUGCAAUCGCAUCACGAAGGACGAGGAGCUCACCUACCUCACGGAUCGCACCGUGCACUUUGCCAACUACGUCGAGCCCAAGACCGUGGGUGCGCUCACCAACUAUGUGCUAUUGCGAUCGCUCACCCCGCUUACAGAGAUCUCAUUCAACAAAGAGUUGAUCGACGCCAUGGUCGAGCCCAAUCAUCUGAUCACAGAGAUUGUGUUGGCCGUCUGGAACGAUGGCUACACGAACCAGGACCCGCGCCUCAUGGCCUCAUACAAGUCUCUCGGAGACCUGAACGCAUAUGAGGACUACCUCGUGGAGCUGAUCGAGGGCAUUCGCAGGAACUAUCAGGUGCUCAAGGGACGCCUCAAUGAGGUGGCCACCAGCCGCUCGCCCAUCUUGGCCAGCACAAUGAAGGUGCGAGAGGAGGUCUCGACCAUAUUCAACAGCCCCCUAUUCCACUAUCAGUUCAUCCACGAGACGAUCUCGCGAGAGGACCAAACCGAGCUGCUUCAGUUCUUCAGCGCCAACAUCUCGACCAUCUGCGUGUCCAAGUACUUCUCGGACUUUGUCACCUUCCUGCACACGUUCUACAAGUACUUUGCACGUCGUCUGCCCUCAGACUAUGUGAACCGCACCAUUGGCGACUGCAUCAGCUUCCUCGAGCAGCAGGGCAUUGAGAACGAGAAGGACAUCAUCGCGUUCAGAAACAUGUGGGACUCCACCAAGAAGUCCUACGUCGAGGUGCACAAUCAGAUGAACAUGCUCGAAGGUGGAUGUCGUGCGCGCCAAGCCUUCGAGAAGGUGGUACUGGACGAGCUCAGCGACGACGUCCUGGUCGGCACGCUGCUCUACAACCGCGACAACGCAUCGGAUGGCCUGUUGAUCAGUCUGAUCGACAAUUGGAUGGCAAAGAUGCAGGCCAAUGCGAUACAACUACGUGACGACAUUGUUGAGAAGACAGGCAGCGAUAUGUUCCGCGCGAUCAUUGAAGGCGACCACACAGACGACAUUGGCAACAUCUCAUUCGGCUUUGGCGAGAACUUCAUGCUCAUUGGAUCAAACAUCGACGUGUCCCACUUCCAGCAAUUCAUGUACAACUCGUUUGCCAAGUAUCAAUCAUUCGAUCGCACGUCAUUCAAGCCCGACCUGCGCACAAUCGAGAACCAGCUCAUCAUUCUCUUUGCCUCGGGCAAGAUCCUCCCAAGUGGCACUCACUUCUCCCAUUACAAGACAGACUUCCCCUUCCUCGUGGACAUGCCCGCCGACCCCAACGACCUUCUCCUCGACGGUCCAGUCAAACUGCUGAUACCCGAGUCUCUCAAGGAGUUGAUCGAGAUCAAGAGCGCGCUCAACACCCAAGUAUUUGGCCUAGAGUGCCUCAAUGAGAACGUGCGCAUCCAGUUUGUUGGCAAGUGCUCCAAGCUGCACGCCGAGGAACUCGAAUCAUUCUGUCGCUACCUCGUCUCGCUCAUCCUUCGCACGAUCCACGUUCAGAAUCUGGACGCCCUGCAGGCGCUCACGAUCGCCGAAGCCGCCACGACCGUCCAGCUUCACAACAAGGCUCCAGCCAGCGUAAUCCAGCUGCUCCAAAAGAUUCCGGCCGUGUGCCUCAAGGAGGUGGUCGAGCUGUUCAAGCAGAUCUACCUCGGCUUUGGCUACCUAUACGCCGACACGAUCGACGAGCCCGUCAAACCCGACCCAGAAGUUCUCGAGCACUUCACAAAGAUGCGCGACAACCUGUUCUCCGAGACCAACUUCGACCUGGACAAUCACAUUCACAAUAGAUUGAUUGAAUGGGUCAACUACCUGCAGGACAUCAUUCAGCGACUUCAAUCACCCAAGUGUCGCGAGGAACUCAAAAAGGUGCAGGCCGAGUCCUCACUCCUCGACCAUGUUGGACGCUUCCUGCGCAACAUGAACUAUCAAUCACCAUCUGCCAUCUACAAGGACUACCAACUGAUGACCGUGUGCACCACCAAGAUCAUCCCUGUGGCCUACUUCCCACUGUUCAUGCGUACCAUCCACGAGGUGCUAUCCAACCUCAAGGUCAAGAGCCACACCAAGCAGACUGAUGAGUGGAAGGAGAUGUUCAUGUCCAACUUUGACGACGAAGUGCCCAAGAAGCUGCCCGUCCCCGACGACGAAGAUGAGGACAGCGAGCUUGAGGAGCAAUACAUUUUCGGCCAAGAUGGCGCUGAAGGUCCUGACAUGCCCGUGCCAAAUCCCGACGAUGUGCCGAUUGCCGAGCCCGAGGAGGAGGAAGAGGAGGAGAGUGUCGAGGAGGACGAUGAAGAGUUGGAGAAGUUCUACCGACCCAUCAAGGAAACUCAAGAUGAGCCCUCGCUCCACUGCUUGCUCAACUGGCUCCGCUUCAUCCCAGGCAACCCACUGGCGAUGAACAAUACGACCAAGCAGAAGGAGUACAGUCAUGUGAUUGAGCGAUUCAGGAACUUCUUCUAUGAGUGCCAGCAAAAGUCCACGACAGAGAUCGACAUCAAGGACCUCUAUGACUUUUUGUUCAAGGAGUCCCUGCUGCCAACUGCAGUGAGCUCGCCAGGCGAGUUCCUCGUCAAACUCCUUGACAACCUGUCCAACAUUGAUGCCAACCUCCUACGACUGUUCAAGUCCACCAUCAAACAGGUGUGUUCCAAUCCGCAAUGUAACCUUGAGAAGUCCUCCACCAGCACGCCACUCUUCAUCGAGAAGUACUGUUCCAGGCUCGAAGCCACCACCAACAUCAGUGAGCUAUUCGCCAAGUGGGCUCAAGAUAAGCAAACAGUAGCACCAAAGACAUGUAAAUGUGGAAUUAGGGAUAAGCCCAAGUUCCAUAUGAAUGAUGCUCCUCAGUAUCUCUUUAUCAGCAUCGGCAGAGAUGUGGACACCAAGAAGCAGUACAACAAGAUCCUCUACAAUGAGCUACUCGAUGUCUCUCAGUACUACAUCACCGAGACAGAGGGUGUCUCAUACUCCUUGCACUCUGUGAUGUGUCAUGAGGACAGCACCGAUGGAAGCAACAAGGGAUUGUAUUCGAUUCAGAUCAAACAACAUUUGGACACUCACUUGAGAUGCACAUCAAAGAUCUCGCUCACUGACAAGUCACAGUUCAAGGACACCAUUGAGUCAAAUGGAGUAUUGUUCAUCUUUUCAAAGGAUGAGUUGUACUCUGGCAAGAGCAAAGCACAGGAUCACUCUGCUCCCAACACUCCACAGCCUGGCACACCAACACAACCUAUAUCUCCUGCCCCAGCCAUACCCAUGCAGCCAUUGACACCAGGUCAACAACGCUUCCCAAUACCAAACCCUGUAGGACAAGCUGGUGUUUAUACACCUCAUCAGCAGGCUGCUCCAGUCACUCCCGCCGGUCAAUAUGUUGCCCCACCAGUCGUUCCUCUGGCUCCAUUCCAACCUGCCCCUGCUCCAGCAACAACGACCACGACAACCACGACAACUCAAGCACAGCCUGCUCCCAACAUUUCAGCUAGCUCUGCAGCUGCAUUCAGCCCGAGUAGCACCGGCUCUGGAAUCGCUAUUGGCUCUGGCUCAACAGUUAAUGUGACUGUGAGAUUGGGCGAUGAUGUAACCAACGACACAUUGUUCGAUUGGAUAAGAUCACUCACCGACAUGAUGGACGGCUCAAAGAAGAAGUUGAUUGAUAUGCUCACAAAGAUGGACAUUGACACAUUCAUAUUGGCAAUGGCGCACAACGAGGCCGUGCUAAAGGAGAAGAUGGUGGAGGCUGGCAUGCCAGUAGGUGCCAGGUCAACAUUCAUCAACAAGAUCAUCUACCUGAAGACCAGACCACCUCGCUUCAUCACAGAUAUCCAUCAAUCAAUUGAUCGCAAUUGGGAAGAUCAACAACUGUUUGAAUGGAUGCGACUUAUUGGACUGCACUCUAGCCGUAUGGGUGGAUUCAUCAACCAACUGGAGGAGCAAGAGAUUGUUUCGUUCUCCAGCGCCAAUGGAGAUGAUUGCAAGGACACCUUCAAAGCCUGUUUCCCCGAGACAUACUAUGCUCACAUCAACUCCUGUCUACAGAACAUGUUCAUGAAGCAGGUCAACUCUACUAUCUGA
Acytostelium subglobosum LB1 is the source of this 16632-nucleotide messenger RNA. RefSeq lists its product as hypothetical. Bases 1 to 16632 code for a protein of 5543 amino acids. The record is from RefSeq and is a predicted model, not a curated record. NCBI's taxonomy places the organism in Eukaryota, Evosea, Eumycetozoa, Acytosteliales, Acytosteliaceae. Gene Ontology annotation, molecular function: ubiquitin-protein transferase activity; ATP hydrolysis activity. The transcript is spliced from 8 exons.